Messenger RNA from Pieris brassicae (large cabbage white), 3127 nucleotides. It is a transcript of the gene Pdcd4, whose product is annotated as programmed cell death protein 4. Gene Ontology annotation, biological process: negative regulation of DNA-templated transcription. The transcript has 10 exons. The coding region runs from base 246 to 1583 and encodes 445 amino acids. Gene Ontology annotation, cellular component: cytosol; nucleus. Lineage: Eukaryota; Metazoa; Arthropoda; Insecta; Lepidoptera; Pieridae. The record is from RefSeq and is a predicted model, not a curated record.
GUUAUUUUGCUAACUUCACACCGGUGGGUUCUCAAAACAAAUAAGCUUAAUAUUAUAGAAGUACUGUAUCGGUCUCGGUAACGCGUGUUCCGUUUACACUGAAAUCUCUUUGUUCCUUAAUAAUUGUACCGAUUGUGGUAUAUUUUCUCCUAAUUCUAACUCCUAGUAGAAUCUUAGUGGAUUCAUAAAACCUGAUUAAGCUUUCUCCGUUUUCUCAACCGAAGCCGGUUGGCGUCGUCGCCACUAUGGAAGUUGAAAGCAUUGUGUCCGACUCCGAAAACGUGGUUAUGGAAGAAAACGACAAGCCGGUGGUAGAGCAAGGCGCUGGUGACGCCGCUGCCUCCAUUUCAGGCCGUGUGCGUCGUCGACACAAGAAAUUGGCCCGUACUAACAGCAAGGAAUCAAGCAACGUUUCCGCGCCGCUUCCGAAAUAUCGCAGCUGGAAGAAUAGUCGUCGACCAAGGAACGGUCAUGGCAGGGGCUUGCCUAAAAAAGGUGGUGCUGGUGGAAAGGGUGUCUGGGGUCUGCCUGGCUCGGAAAUGCUCGAAGAGUACGCGGAAGACGAGAACGAUCCAAACUACGACUCUGAGGCCAUAACCAAUGGUGAUAUUGAGUUUAAACAAGUGAUUGUUGAGGCUGAGCCUGAAGAAAUUGUGCGUAAAUCGGAGCCAGUGAUACUGGAGUACUUCGAGCAUGGUGAUACCAUCGCUGCUGCUGAGGAUUUCUUGGAGUAUGUCACGGCGAAACGUAGCCACUUGGUAUGCGAAACAAUUGUUGAAAUCGCGUUGGACCACAAGCCGUCGCACUGUGAAAUGGCUUCCGUCCUCAUAUCGGAUUUGUAUGGGAGAGUGUUUUCCGUUCGAGAUAUUAGCUAUGCAUUCGAGAGGUUAUUGGACAAGUUACCCGAUCUGAUCCUGGACACGCCGGAUGCAACGGUACUCUUGUCCAACUUCAUCGCCAGGUGUGUCGCUGAUGACUGUCUUCCGCCGAGAUUUGUUCAGACCAUGUCCAAUGUUGAGUUGAAUCCGAGUGCCAGACAAACUAUCCAAAGGGCGGAGACUCUACUCUCUAUGAAGCAUGGACUCGUCCGGCUGGACAACAUAUGGGGUGUUGGUGGAGGUAUCAGGCCAGUCAAAUCCCUGAUCCGUCAGAUCCAACUUCUCCUGAAAGAGUAUCUGACGUCAUCUGACUUGACUGAAGCCAUGCGCUGCGUGAAGGAUCUGGAGGUGCCGCAUUUCCACCACGAGCUGGUGUAUGAGACCGUCUUAUUGGCAGUUGAAGCUAUCAACACAAGCGUUGAGGAACAACUUUGUACGUUCCUGUCUGAACUACGGCGCUGUGUUAUUGUCACACCCGAUCAGAUGGACAGGGGUUUUCUCCGAGUGCUAGAAGACAUGUCCGAUAUAGUGUUGGAUGUGCCUCUCGCGUACAUAAUGCUGGAUCGCUUCGUUGAACGGUGCCAGCACAAGUUCAGAUUGGGCGAGACUGUUCUCAAGCGUAUGCCUACUCGAGGUCGCAAACGCUUUGUAUCUGAAGGCGACGGUGGCGCCAUCAAGGACCACGCACUCAAACUGCGCGAGUAAACCCGCCGUAUACGCAUAGUAUGGUGUAUAAUGUAUUUUUUUUUUUCGAAAAAAAACCCUUUUUAUUUUGUAUUUUUUUUUAAUUUCUCGGGUAUUGUAUUUUUUACGUUCACUUCGUUUUUUUUGAAAUAUAUUAAGGCAAUUUUUUUUAUUAUAAAUAUUUCCGAAAGGUACAUAAAACGUACAAAAAUGUAUCAAAACCUUUUUUGGCAUGCAAAUGUCAAUUUCAAUCCGGUAUUAUCGAUUAUACAUUAUACGCCAGCUGUGUAUUCAAGUUUUUAUUCCUAUAUUAUUAGGAAUGCUUUUUUGUGUCAUACGUUUUGAGGGUAUGAAAGUUGUAACUACCCGCAUUGGAAAAAACGGAUUCGUACUUAAAAUACCAAAUAGUCUGUUGUUUGAGGAAAUGUAUUGUUUAACAUCUAAACAGUUACAUUUUCAGUUACCUAUAAUAGAUAUUUUUAUACCAGAUUAACUCACCAAUACACAAAAAUUAAGUUUUAACUUACCGAUUAAAAUCCGGUGAAUUGGUAUUUUUGACGGUUUUAAGUACGAAUGCGGCAAUUAAAUUCUUCAAAAGAAUGCUAUGUGAUGGACUGAGUAACUUUAUGGUUAGUGUCUUAGUGUUAGUACAAAGUUUAAAUUAAUAAUUAUAUGUAAAUUUUAAUGCUUAAUUGAUGAUUGUGUAAAGUGGUUAGGCGCAGGUGUCCGAUUUCCUAAACUUAAACAAAUCUCAGUAUUUGUCUGGCGCCAUCUGUUAUCAUUUAUCCACUGGAUUGUUCCCUUCACGUAGGUCCUGGCUUUGAUUCUAGACGAAACAAUUUAUACCACACAUGAGUUUAAUGAUAAUGUUUCUGAUAAAAGCCGUUUUUUAGUCUUGAGGCUCCCAUUUUAGCACAACCAAGCCACUUUAUAAAUCAUUGAUAAAUAAGCUGACUAUACACAAGAUGUUAGAAUUGUGUAUGGACAGCCUUUGCUUACAGUUUAUAUAAGACGUUUUUAAGUGGGACUUGAAGUACUGAAGAUCUUUAAUGUUUUACACGAUUGAAACGCGAACAAUUUCACAACGUUUUAUUAGUCGUAGUUUUGGAUUGUAAACAAUAAAUUGCAAUUUGGAUGUGAAAAUUUUUGGUUUUCAUUAUGAUAUUAUAUUCAAUUCAAACGGGACAUAGCUCAAACUAACUUCUCUAUGUCAAAGUAAAUUUUUAACAUACUAGAGUCAUGCUUAACCCCAAGUGACAUCUGACAUUGACAGUCUGCAUUUUGACGGCUAAAGCUCGUUUGUGGUCCCUAAAUAAAUUUUACUAGAUCUUUUGUAUUUCAAAAGUUUUCUGUGGGAUUGUAUGUAUCGAUAUCGAAACAAUUUGACAAAAAGUGGCAACACUCAAAUUUAAGUCAUGACAGAAAAUGUUUCGUCAAGUAAAAGUAAAAUCGUUUGUUUGCUUAUGAAUGGGUAUUUAAGCAAUACUAGUUUAGGAUAUGUUAAAUAUAAUAAUUCUACUGGCAUGUACACAAUCCAAUUUUUCCAAUAAAUGCAUUUAUGAAGA